Molecule: messenger RNA, 2692 nt
Organism: Lingula anatina
Lineage: Eukaryota; Metazoa; Brachiopoda; Lingulata; Lingulida; Lingulidae
Biological process (GO): proteolysis
Molecular function (GO): serine-type endopeptidase activity
Source: RefSeq, a predicted model, not a curated record
UUCUAUUGCUUGAAAUUUUUUUUUUCGGAAAUCUUAACAGGUCUUCAUUAUAGACGUUCAGGGUAUAUGUAAACAUGACAGUCGGGCAGACGCGUCAUUCUUGGGAUUGGAAUGACGGAUGAAAAGGAGAAAAUAUCACCGUAUAGAAACACUGUCUUUGAUUGCAUUGUGGCCGAUUUCAAGUUACCUGUUUAGGUGAAGUAGUCAAGAGACACCAUGAAGUCGGGAUAUAUCACGUGCAUUCUUCUUUGUCACACUUUGCUUGGGGCUCAAACCCGCAGCACUAUCAAACCCAUAAAAUCUACUACACAGCAUAUCCGCAAGCCUUCACAAAAAUAUCACACAUAUGGAAACCCUACGUUUCCGUGGCCUAAGUAUGAACCUCCGAGAUAUAUCCCAAAGGAACCUGAAACGUGGCCACCGAUCGCGAUAGCUUUAGGGAUACCAUUUAAUAAACCAAAAGGCUACGGGGUUUGGUCCCAUUUGUGGCCCCCAAGAUGGCCCCCAAAACCCCAACGAAUUCUUCCAGAGAAGAGCUACCCAUUCAAACCUAAACCUGAGGACGAUGAAAAAAAGAAAGAGAGAAAGAGACGCAGAAAAUACCCAUUCGGUUUAAAGAUGAUGGAACACCCAGGCAAAGUGAAGAGAAUUAAGGCUGUGAAACCUGGUCUAGCUGUUGAAAACCAAUUUAUAUUCAAAUUGUGGAGUAAUUGUACAGAUUACGAAGCUGGCAAAGCUUUCGCUCAUGCAAAACUUCCAUACCGAAUGCGCCACCAGUUUGGGGACAACAGCAAUCUCGUAUGGCUGAAGAACGUGAGUGAAAAACAGCUUGAAGAACUUCAGGAGUAUACAGAUGUAUUUGAAUUGAUCGAACCGGAUCUCAUCACAAAUAUUACAUGUACCACAUACAACGCCUCGGGAUUUUAUCGAUGGGGCCUCGAUCGACUGGACAAUGUGGACCUGGCAGUUGCCUAUGAUUCAUCAUUUAAGAUGACCACAGCUGGCAUAGGGGUGGAUAUUUACGUGGUGGAUACCGGAAUAAAUAAAGAUCACGAAGAUUUUGGAGGGCGCGUCACUUAUGGAUAUUCCAUUACCUCUACGGCGGCUGAUGAUCACGGUCAUGGAACCCACGUGGCCGGGAUAUUGGGUGGGACAAAAUACGGGGUGGCCAAAGACGCCAAUAUAAUUGCGGUGAAAGUAAUAGACAAAGACGGCACUGGAACAGUUUCUGACUUUCUCAACGGGAUACAGUGGAUCCAAGAUCAAAUUAGAAUAACAAAACGGAAAUCUGUGGUUAAUGUUUCUCUCCGUUGGCCACUCUCUGAAUCUGCUAAUUCUGCCGUCGAAGGCCUGGUAAAAGACGGUAUUGUCGUCGUCGCCGCCGCUGGAAACGAUAGAGGGGACGCCUGUCAGUAUUCGCCAGGCAGUGAACCGUUGGCAAUAUGCGUAGGGGCAACAGACUGGUUAGACAAUGUAGUGUCCAGUUUUAACAGUGGUUCUUGUGUGGAUAUUUAUGCCCCUGGGUUGCAAAUAAAGAGUGACUGGUAUACCAAUCACACAGCAACCAUGGUUCAAAGUGGAACUUCGUCUGCAACAGCGUUCGUUGCCGGGACAGCGGCUGUGUAUCUCUCUGCCCUACCAGAAGAAGUCGUGCCUUCAAAAAAUCUAGUGGCUGAAGUCGAAUCUCUUCUGUAUUCAACAGCAGCCGCUGUUCUGUAUUUCGACUUCAUAAACGCCACCUUGGCGUCAGAAUGCGUCAAUCGAUUGUUGCAGAUCACAUGUUAGAAGAGAUCUUACUAUUUAAUGCGUAAUUGUUUUGUUGUUGUUUUCUUCAGUCUACCCGCUACAGUAAAAUAUACCCAACCUUUUCGGAUAUAACACAGAUUAAUUAAAAGAAAAUAACUGUGUUUAUUUAUAGAAGGUAGCCAUGACAUCCAUUUCAGAUAUUUAAGACUUACUUUUAAAAGGAGUUUUUCGUGUAAAUUGUUCUGUUCGAGGAAGUAUGUGUUUUACAAAUAAUGUCUUGUUUUGUUGAGGUUGUGGUUUUAUUUCAUGACAAUUUUUCCCUGGUGUGUACUGAUAACUGUUAUCACAGCCAUGCGAAAUUAAUGUUUUGUAAAUUAUUAAACGCAAAAUUAGGCGCACCUUUUUAAACAUAGCAAGAUAUUCAAACGCUAUAUCGCAAACACACACAUUCUGUUACAUUCUUUGAAAAUAGAUAUCUCCAAUGAGAGACUUUAAAUGACUUUAAAACAACUUUCAAGGAUUCUUCCCGAAUUAAAGCCUCCAACAGAUCAUUUAAAGUGGUCAGCACUAGAUCAUCUUUAAUUCGGGAAGAAUCCUUGAAAUUCUCGUAUGUCGCUCUCUAACGUGUUAGCAAAGAAAGGUUGUUUUUAUAUAUAGUUGUUGUGUUCUGUUUUGCUGUAUGUGCAAAAACCAAGGCAUCAAAUGCAUAGCACAUAUUUUUACCGUAAGUUGUAUGACGGUCUGCCUUUGAUUUGUGCUUGUAAAUAGUUUAGGUCUAACAUACGCAAUUGCUUACUGCAAAGAUAGGAAGUUGAUAAAACAUCUAUCAGUGCUAUAGAUUUGACGAACAAUUUGCACUUUGGUUUGGAAGUAUUUUGGCUAACAGUGAGAUUUUUUAAAAACACACUAUUUAGGCUGAUAAGACAUGUAGAACAGCAGAAUAAAA